GAGGUGAAAGCUCGUCUCUUCACGUCACUGUCUCUCAUUCUACGGCCGUGUUUUGGUGUGCCGUAAAGCGAAACGCGUUGGUUCGGCAGAAGGUUAAAGCGAACCUCUCUGGUUGAAGUGAUUCCUACCAAACACGCAAUCAUGCCGUUUGUGGACCUGCAGUCAAGGCUCGGCAUCAACGUUGAUUCCUGGCUGCUGCAACAGAGCAGCCUUCAGCCCAGGCAGAAGGCGGCGCGCUGCCACGUUUUUGAGAAGGAGUGGAUCGAAUGCUCCCAUGGCAUCGGGCAGAUUCGCUCCAAGAAGGAGUGCCAGCUGGAGUUAGAGGAUUUCAACGAGUGCUUGCACAGGACGAAGACAGUCGAGAGGCUGAAGGCGAUCCGUGAGCAGCGUGAUAAAAUGAUUAAGGCGGGGACAUACACACCACCGCCCUGCCAUUCAGGAAAGGGUGAAGAGUCUCCAUGAGGCACCAGCUCUGCAGAGCUCUCCCUGUUCUGGUCUCACAGCCAUCCAUAUUUCCUGUUCCCUGUACAAGUUAGCAAAUAAAUGUUAUUAUUAAA
This is a messenger RNA of Eleginops maclovinus (Patagonian blennie), 557 nucleotides long. It is a transcript of the gene ndufs5, whose product is annotated as NADH:ubiquinone oxidoreductase subunit S5. Gene Ontology annotation, biological process: mitochondrial respiratory chain complex I assembly. The coding region runs from base 142 to 462 and encodes 106 amino acids. The transcript is spliced from 3 exons. NCBI's taxonomy places the organism in Eukaryota, Metazoa, Chordata, Actinopteri, Perciformes, Eleginopidae. The record is from RefSeq and is a predicted model, not a curated record.